Messenger RNA from Clarias gariepinus (North African catfish), 1999 nucleotides. RefSeq names its product otolith matrix protein (gene otomp). The coding region runs from base 55 to 1170 and encodes 371 amino acids. NCBI's taxonomy places the organism in Eukaryota, Metazoa, Chordata, Actinopteri, Siluriformes, Clariidae. The transcript is spliced from 9 exons. Gene Ontology annotation, cellular component: recycling endosome; early endosome; plasma membrane. The record is from RefSeq and is a predicted model, not a curated record. Gene Ontology annotation, biological process: iron ion transport.
GUUACUUUCUACAAUACUUCUGCCAUCAUCUGAGAGACUCUAUUGCCCAAAGGCAUGAUGGAGCAAACAGCAGGACGUUUCGUUUUGGGUUUUCUCCUGGUUGCCGUGGUCAGUGGAGCCACCAUCCAAAGCAUCACUUGGUGUGCAGUUUCCGAGAUAGAGGAGCAGAAGUGUUUGGAUUUGGCCGGCAACAUCACGCUACGGAACAUCCGUGGGAAAUUGCAGUGUGUCCGGGGUCAGAGUGCCACAGACUGCAUGCAGAAGAUUAAGAAUGGCACGGCCGACGCUGCCUCCAUGUUUCCUGAUGAGAUCUACACUGCUGGAAUUUGUUACGGUUUAGACGUAGCGGUGGGAGAAUCACACAAUGGAAUGGAUGGCAUUAAUUACUACGUGGUGGCGUUGGCGCGCAAGUCCUCAGGUGACCUGUCCCUGCUGGAGAUGCACGAGCGCAGUUCAUGCCACCCAGGAAUCCGCACCACAGUGGGCUGGACGGUGCCGAUCGGCUUCCUGGUCAACACAUCGCAGAUCAGCGUGGACCAGCAGUGCAACUUCCCUCAUGCGGUGGGAGAUUUCUUUGGCUACAGCUGUGUCCCAGGAGCAAAAGAUCCGGAGCAUGACCCCAAAGGCAACAAUCCCAGAAACCUUUGCGAGGCCUGCAUAGGUGAUGAGAAUGACCGGCAUAUCUGUGCCAACAACCCGCGGGAGCGGCACUACGGCGAGGCAGGAGCUCUCAGAUGUGUGGCGGAGAACCUCGGGGACGUUGCCUUUGUGAAACACACCACUGUCUUUGACAACCUCAAUGGUAAGAACCAGGAGUCAUGGGCUCUGGACAUAGAGAUGGAAGACCUGAAGCUACUGUGCCCAGAUGGAGGUGAAGCGCCUCCCUCUGAACACGCGCGAUGCCACCUGGCCGUGGUGCCCGCCAACGCCGUGGUGGUGCGCCUGGAGGAUAAAUGCCGCGUUUACAAGUUCCUGGAACGUGUUCAGAAUGCGUUUGCCAACGCCACGCAGGGCUUCUCGCUCUUUAGCUCAGAGGGGUACGGGCAGCCUGAUGUCAUGUUCAGUGACUCGACUCUGAAGCUAAUCAGGGUGAUGGGAACUUACCAGUCCUGGCUGGGACACAGUUACACCACCAUGCUUCAGGCGUUCGAGUGUGAAGGCUUGUGCUGAUGGAAUUACGACUCUCUCUCUCUCUCUUUCUCUCUCUCUCUCUUUCCUUCUUUCUCCCCCUCUCCCCCUUCCUCUCUCAGAUAUUCCUUUCCCUCCCCACUUUGGCGAGUUCUCAUUCCCAAGCUUCAUGCUUUUUCUCCUCUCAUUUUCCAUCCCACAUGCCACUUGGUUCGCUAUUCGAUCUGCGAUCUCACCGAAGAAGACGAAGGCCGACGAGGUUCCUCAUGCUGUGAAGGGAUUCGUUCUAUUGAGCCUAUAGUGUGUUAAAUCCAUGCAAUUUGAUAAACAUCACGAGUUUAAUGGGGGACCACUUGAGUGCGGUUCCGCCCUUGACCUCGAUGGCUUCAUUGUCACCAGAGUCAUCUGAUGAAUUUUUUUUUUUUUUUUUUUAAAUACAUGAUUUGUGAAACCCAUUGGUCUAGCAUGACACCAUUCGCAUAUAUACAGAGUCAGCUCAAAAAAUUUAUACACACAUUAGGAAAAGAAAAAUAGUAUGAUGUAUAUUAUAUGAAUAUAAUAUUAUCAUAUUAUUAUCAUCAUAUCAUGUUAUAUGUCAAUAUACAAUAUAACGUAUAGCAAUAAAUUAAGUAUUAAAAUAUUUAUACCAUUUUUUUUUUCCCUGAAGUGUGUAUAUGUUUUUUUGGCUGACUUUAAGACAGCUGAGCUUAGACUUCAAGGCUGUUCUAAAAAAAAUUUUUUUAAACAAUUCCCAAAUCUCAAAUCUCUCUCUGGAAAAUGUUCUCUUGGUCUCACGUACUCAUCUCAAUUUAGAAGAAUCUCAACACAGGUGCUCAUUAUACGAUGCUGCCUUCAGGAAUUGAACAAUAUU